AUGAAAGGAAUUUUAUUAAUAGUCAUUGUAGCAGCCGUAAACUGUGCUCUUUCAGAAGAUGAGAAACGCAAGCACGACUGGCAGAUUUGGAAAUAUCAUUAUAAACACUUGCCAAAUGGUGGAUAUAAAUAUGAAUAUUAUACUUAUGAUUACAAACAUGGAAAGGAAACUGGUGGAUUUGAAACAAUUGGAGAUAAACAAGUGUUUGUUGUGGAAGGAUAUUGCACGUAUGUUGCAAAUGGCAAUACAUAUAUUACAGUACGUUAUAGGGCAGAUGAUAAAGGAUUCCAUCCAACAAUAUCAAAUAACUAUAAUGGUGGAUUUGGAUCUAGUGCUCCUUCGAUGACAGAUAUAUCAGAUCAUGCACGUUUAUCGUUAGUAGGAGGAUGA
Molecule: messenger RNA, 390 nt
Organism: Clunio marinus
Lineage: Eukaryota; Metazoa; Arthropoda; Insecta; Diptera; Chironomidae
Source: the annotation of a GenBank genome assembly